CUUCUCUCUUCUCUCCAAAGCAAACCCUUAAAUCCCAUCUCUCUCUCUCCUGCCUUCCUUCCUUCCUUUCUCUCUCUAACCCAUUUUCCCAACUCAAACCAUCAAUUUUGAGACACCAUACCAGGGAGUUAGAGAGAGAAAGCUCAGUUUCAUUAUUUGGGGUUCUUUUUCUUGAUUUGCUUGUGAUCUUGAAUUUGUUUAAUGGCGGACGAUUAUCAUCAGCGCAAUUUUGGGGCACAUGCACCUUCUCCUGGUUACUAUAUAUUGGAUAAAACAGGUGCUGUAGACGAUUUGGCUUUGAGGAAGAGAGACAAGAUGCGCAGGUGGCUUUGUUGUACCUGUCAAGUAGAAGAAUCAUACCCAUCACGGGAGAAUGAGCAACAAAGAAGCCCAAAGAACUACACAGAUGGGAACCCAAUGAAGGGCUCAAAGGUAUCAGCUCCGGUCAGAGCUGAAGUGCAGAAGGAAGCACCUCCAAUUGAAGUGCCUGCAUUGUCUUUAGAUGAAUUGAAAGAGAAGACUGACAAUUUUGGUUCGAAGGCAUUAAUUGGUGAAGGAUCCUAUGGAAGAGUCUAUUAUACUAACUUAGAUAAUGGGAAAGCUGUGGCAGUAAAAAAACUUGAUGUUGCAUCUGAGCAAGAGUCAAACGUCGAAUUUCUGGCUCAGGUUUCCAUGGUGUCAAGAUUGAAACAUGAAAAUGUUGUUGAGUUGCUUGGUUACUGUGUGGAAGGAAAUCUUCGAGUGCUUACAUAUGAAUUUGCAACAAUGGGAUCUCUCCAUGACAUAUUACAUGGUAGAAAGGGAGUUCAAGGGGCUCAACCAGGUCCCACACUUGACUGGAUGCAGCGUGUGAGAAUUGCAGUUGAUGCAGCAAAGGGGUUGGAAUACUUGCAUGAGAAGGUACAACCUCCUAUAAUACACAGAGAUAUCAGAUCAAGCAAUGUGCUUCUAUUUGAGGACUUCAAAGCCAAGAUUGCAGAUUUUAACCUUUCAAAUCAGGCUCCUGACAUGGCUGCUCGCCUUCAUUCUACUCGUGUUUUGGGAACCUUUGGUUAUCAUGCUCCGGAGUAUGCAAUGACUGGACAAUUGACACAGAAGAGUGAUGUUUAUAGCUUUGGGGUGGUUCUUCUGGAACUUUUGACUGGGAGGAAACCUGUUGAUCACACAAUGCCACGAGGACAACAGAGUCUUGUCACUUGGGCUACUCCAAGACUGAGUGAAGACAAAGUUAAACAAUGCGUAGAUCCAAAGCUGAAGGGAGAUUAUCCUCCUAAAGGUGUGGCCAAGUUGGCAGCUGUGGCUGCAUUAUGUGUGCAAUAUGAAGCUGAGUUCAGGCCUAAUAUGAGCAUCGUUGUGAAGGCACUCCAACCGCUUUUGAAGGCCCCAGCUCCUCAUCCUCCUCCUUCAGCAAGCUAAAAGCAAAGAAACAGUUACACCUUGAGUUGGAAAAUCUACAACUUGUGCGCAGUUUGGUUACUUUGCUUGCGGAUUCUUCUAAAUAUAUUUUUUGAUUGUUAGUAAAUGGGAUUGGAUGUGCAGGUUGGGGUUGGGAUUGGGCUGUUUAACAUCACUGAUGUAUUCUGUGUUGAAUACUGAUUCUUUCUUUUUUUUUUUUAAGUCAUAAAAUGAUGUUGGGAUUGGGUUGUGCGGUGGAUAUAUAUAUUAAUUACUACUUGUUUGGUUUCAAUGGAUCCCUUUGUUCUCA
This is a messenger RNA of Hevea brasiliensis (rubber tree), 1705 nucleotides long. Its product is annotated as PTI1-like tyrosine-protein kinase 1. Gene Ontology annotation, molecular function: protein tyrosine kinase activity; ATP binding. The transcript has 9 exons. The record is from RefSeq and is a predicted model, not a curated record. Gene Ontology annotation, biological process: protein phosphorylation. NCBI's taxonomy places the organism in Eukaryota, Viridiplantae, Streptophyta, Magnoliopsida, Malpighiales, Euphorbiaceae. The coding region runs from base 202 to 1416 and encodes 404 amino acids.